CCUCUUUGUGGCUGCAGUUGGCAAGAUGGCGCCGGUGGGGGUGGAGAAGAAGCUGCUGCUGGGCCCCAAUGGGCCGGCAGUCGCGGCGGCCGGUGACCUGACCAGUGAGGAGGAGGAGGGCCAGAGUUUGUGGUCUUCGAUCUUGAGCGAAGUGUCCACUCGCGCCAGGUCCAAGCUGCCGUCCGGCAAGAACAUCCUGGUUUUCGGUGAAGAUGGUUCUGGUAAAACAACCCUUAUGACUAAGCUACAAGGAGCUGAGCAUGGCAAAAAAGGAAGAGGCCUAGAGUACCUCUACCUCAGCGUCCACGACGAGGACAGAGAUGAUCACACACGCUGCAACGUGUGGAUUCUGGAUGGAGACCUGUACCACAAAGGCCUGCUGAAGUUUGCUGUAUCUGCUGAGUCCUUGCCAGAGACCCUGGUCAUUUUUGUUGCAGACAUGUCUAAGCCUUGGACUGUGAAGGAAUCUCUACAGAAAUGGGCUAGUGUUUUACGUGAGCACAUUGAUAAAAUGAAAAUUCCACCAGAAGAAAUGAGAGAACUGGAACGGAAGUUUGUGAAAGAUUUCCAAGAGUAUGUCGAGCCUGAAGAAGGUUGUCAGGGUUCCCCACAGAGAAGAGGGCCUUUGACCUCAGGACCGGAUGAAGAAAAUGUUGCCCUGCCUCUCGGUGACAAUGUGCUAACUCAUAACCUGGGGAUCCCAGUAUUGGUGGUGUGUACAAAGUGUGAUGCAGUGAGUGUCCUGGAGAAGGAGCAUGACUACAGGGACGAGCACUUUGACUUCAUCCAGUCACACCUUCGGAGCUUCUGCCUCCAGUAUGGAGCUGCCUUGAUUUACACAUCAGUGAAGGAAGAGAAAAACCUCGACUUGUUGUAUAAGUACAUUGUUCAUAAAACAUAUGGUUUCCACUUUACCAUACCUGCCUUAGUUGUGGAAAAGGAUGCAGUUUUUAUACCCGCAGGGUGGGACAAUGAAAAGAAAAUAGCUAUUUUACAUGAAAAUUUCACAACAGUGAAGCCAGAAGACGCAUAUGAAGACUUCAUUGUGAAACCUCCUGUGAGAAAGCUGGUCCACGACAAGGAGUUGGCAGCGGAGGAUGAGCAGGUAUUCCUAAUGAAGCAACAGUCACUCCUUGCCAAGCAGCCAGCCACGCCCACGAGAGCUUCCGAAUCCCCUGCAAGAGGACCUUCUGGCUCUCCAAGAACCCAGGGCCGGGGAGGGCCAGCCAGCGUACCCAGCGCCUCCCCAGGCACAUCGGUAAAGAAGCCAGAUCCAAACAUCAAAAAUAAUGCAGCAAGUGAAGGGGUAUUGGCCAGUUUCUUCAACAGUCUGUUGAGUAAGAAGACAGGCUCUCCUGGAAGUCCUGGUGCUGGUGGGGUGCAGAGCACAGCCAAGAAGUCAGGACAAAAAACUGUGUUGACAAAUGUUCAGGAAGAACUGGAUAGAAUGACUCGAAAACCAGACCCCAUGGUAACAAACUCUUCAACAGAAAAUGAAGCUUGAUACUCCUUAAAAAGUGCAUAUGUAAAAUGACCAAAUAACUAUGUAUAUUGAUCUGCUAAGACCAGGAUUUUUUUGAUAUGGCACAUGCUAUCAGUUUUUUGGGGCUGGGGAGAUAAAAAACAAAAAACAAAAAACAAAAAAAAACCACUUCAUUGGCUUGUCCAAGUGUGAAAUGCCCAGUUAGGAAGGUUACGUGUCAGACCCCUUUGUUAAGGAUAACCCUCGGACUCUCGGGCAUGUGGCUCUCUUGUGGACACAAGUGCAGCUGGGCUUCUUGUGGAGGGGAAGGUAGAUCGAGAGAAAGAGGCCCCAGUUCCUAUCAGGUGAAGCAAAUGAGACCAGGAAAUCAUUGAUCAAAUGGCAGUUUGACUGGUUGCCUGUUAGCAAAUUCACUUGUUCUUGGGAAGCAGAUGAAAUGGCAGAAAGUCCAGGAAAGAGAAAGACUGAAGGAGGAAUGAAAGAAGUGAUGAUGGGGAAGCUGAACGUUGAGGGAGGUGGAAGGAGGAGGAGAUGAGCAGUGUCGGUAAAUACUGUGUUCAGUAGAAGUCGAAUAAUCAUUGUUUAAGAUUUAAAUUUAGAAGCAUUUCCAAACUAAACACUAAGCAAAAUGGGAAUUAGAUUUGUUCUGAAUGCAUCUUUAGCUUAUUAGAGAUGUGUUAAGUGUGGGGGUGCCUGUGUCAGGUGGAGCUGACACGGGUGGGGAAGAUGGCAGGUUGCCCAGGACCCAUGUGCGUGAUCCAGGCCAUGGCCUGUAAGGAGGUGCUGGGCUCCACACAUGUGUAUUGUGGGGCAGACAGUCACUGUGGGGUGUGUUGAAAGUCAGCAGUUACAAAUUUAGUUGACUUUGAAUUGUGUUUUCUAAAUAGCUCCUACUUUAUUUAUUUUUUUAACUACCACAGGCUAGCCUACUAAUAGGGUGGGUGACUGACCUCUCAUUUUACUGUAAUGCAGUGUGCUACAGAAAGUCUGAGGGUGGUUGUUAACGUAAUUGCACUCUGGUUAAUUGGCUUGCACCAAUCCCUGCCUUACGGUCCGUGGAGACCUUCCCAGAUUUCCACUGAUGCAAAAGGGUCUUGUCUUAGCUCCCUGGUCUGAUCAGUGCUAUCAGAGGGAAAAAGAAGUGUGAAUGUUUUAUAUGGAAAUUAGAAGUGAUACAUUUCUCUGGUUUUGUGUUUUUCAUAAAAUGUAGCAUUUUUUUUUUCUUAUGGAAAUGAGUUUCAGGUGUCUUCCCAUUUACUACAAAUUCACGCACAGUGUCGUGUUAUGCCACCAUUCUGGAAAUGACUGUUGUGGAUUUGAAAUGGCACUUUUAUACAUGACACAGCGUUGAAAUGCAAACACUACCAUGAAUUUAAUGUGUAAAACAUUUGUUGUCAAACCAAGGGAAAAACCACGAUUCACUUAUGUGGAGUUUACUUUUUUAUAUGAAUGUUUUUUGUACUGUGUCUGCACAUAACUUCCCUAAUGUUGUUACUUUUACAUACCAGAUUUGAUUGACCACUAAUAUAGUACUGGGCAUAACUAAUUGCCUAUAUUAUAUAACAAGACUCUAAGAUGGUCUUGAAUUGCUUUUUUGUAAAUGUCUGAACACUGUUGAGAGAGCUGAGUAUUAACUUGCCUUUCUGACAAAAAAACAAAACAAAAACAAAAACCCCCAUGUUUCUUGUGCCAGUUUUAUUGUUGAAAAUAUGCUUUUUUUUUUUUUAAAUUCAGUUUAAAAUAUGUGUAUAUGUUGUGGCUUCCAAUGACCAGGUUGUCUAGGUAAUGACAGUAAACUGACUGUGGAAUGAUGGUUGUGGUGUAGUGACCAAUUGAUGCCAAACAGCCUGUGGCCACACUGAAGGUGGGUCACUUACUCUCUCCAUAGUGGCUGGGGAACAAAAUGAUUGACCUCAGAAGCAGUAAAGAAUUCUUGGAAAGGCAUAUGCCUAAGACAGAUACAGUGUGAUUUUUAAAUUUUAAUGCAAAAUUUCAUUUUUAUUUUGUAUCAUUUGAAAUGAUAAGCACUUUUUGUGUCAAUAUAAAAUGUUCUAAAAUUGAUGAAAUGCUAAGACACCUGUCUUAUGAAGGAAGGUUUUUUGGAGAUCACUUUUAGUUACUCAUGAGAAGUGGAUGCUCGUAUAUCAGAAAAAGCUGAUGCAUAGUGUCGUGUGCUCAGCGGUUGCCAAAGUCUACCAACUUUGGGGAGCUGCACAGUUCUUUUUUGCGGGGUGGAGGGAGGGGAGGUUUUUUUUGUUGUUAUUUUGGGGUUUUCAAGCAUUGGAACCAAAGGCCAAUCAACAAACAGCCUUUACUUUUUAAAGUAAAAUUAAUUUUAUUUGCAGAAUACACUUGUAUGGUAGACUGUUAAAGACAAUUUUGACUAUUUAUAUACAUUAUAGUGGUUACAUCUGCUGUUCGUCUUUAAAAUGGAAAUAAUCAAAGAAAUAAACCCAACCUUGAAGAUGUGGCUGAGAAAACGGCCACAAAUUGGUCUAUCCUAAAAAUGCAACGGGUAUGCUGCUAGGUUAUUUUAUUUUGUUUGCACUUUUUUUUUUGGAUUGGCAUUUUAAAAUCAGUAUUUAAACUGAAGGCAUUGUCAUGUUUUAUUAAUUUAACAAAGUUGAAAGUGACUGCUCUGUGUAUCAUAACCUUAACAAUGUUGAUGCUGUACGUGAACGUUCACUGUUGUCUACACACUAAGUUUAUGGUGUUUUUAACUUAAAAUUAGGACUGCAGCUUGUCCCCCACCAGCCUUAGUCCAGGGGUGUGGCUCUAUCUGGGUACAUACGCAGUCACGUGGAACCUUGCUUUCUAGUGCUGGAAACAAAAGAAGAUGUCUCUGAUUACUGGCUUCAAUAAACAUGAAUCCAGACAGCUUA
Trichechus manatus latirostris (Florida manatee) is the source of this 4365-nucleotide messenger RNA. RefSeq names its product dynein cytoplasmic 1 light intermediate chain 2 (gene DYNC1LI2). The record is from RefSeq and is a predicted model, not a curated record. Gene Ontology annotation, biological process: microtubule-based movement; microtubule cytoskeleton organization. NCBI's taxonomy places the organism in Eukaryota, Metazoa, Chordata, Mammalia, Sirenia, Trichechidae. Gene Ontology annotation, molecular function: dynein heavy chain binding. The coding region runs from base 26 to 1504 and encodes 492 amino acids. The transcript has 13 exons. Gene Ontology annotation, cellular component: cytoplasmic dynein complex; centrosome.